UCAUCACUUUCUUAACUUAAAAUUCUCUCUCUAAAGCUUUAGAGCUUAGAUCAGCUAUAUAUAAUUAAAUUACUCUGAUCUAGUGAUUUUCUACUAGAAGUUGGCAUCAUCAAUGGCUUGCUUGAAUGUUGUUAAAAUGAGAAACAUGGGAAAGGAGAUAGUGAAGAAGAAGAAAGAAGAAUGUACACUCGACGGUUCAGUUGAUCGACACGGCAGUCCUUCUGUCCGCAGCUCAUCUGGGAACUGGUUUGCUGCUAUUCUCAUUCUUGUGAACCAAGGGUUUGCCACGUUGGCAUUCUUUGGCGUAGGAGUGAACCUGGUCUUGUUCUUGACUAGAGUCAUGGGACAAGACAAUGCGGAAGCUGCUAACAAUGUCAGCAAAUGGACUGGCACUGUGUACAUCUUCUCUCUGCUUGGUGCUUUUCUCAGCGAUUCCUAUUGGGGUCGCUACAAAACUUGUGCCAUUUUUCAGUCCAUUUUCGUCGUUGGUUUGGUAUCGUUGUCGGUGUCAUCUUACAUCUUCUUAGUUAGGCCUAAUGGAUGUGGCGAUGAACACGUGGCGUGUGGGAGUCAUUCCAAGUUCGCGGUCUUGAUAUUUUAUGUCUCGAUAUACCUGAUUGCUCUUGGAAAUGGGGGGUACCAGCCGAACAUUGCUACAUUUGGGGCUGAUCAGUUUGAUGAGGAUCAUCCAAAGGAAGGGAUCGCGAAGGUGGCGUUCUUUAGCUACUUCUACUUGGCCUUGAACCUUGGCUCUCUGUUUUCAAAUACAAUACUAGGCUAUUUUCAGGACAAGGGAAUGUGGGGGUUAGGAUUUUGGGCGUCUGCUGGUUCUGCAGUUGUGGCAUUGGUCUUGUUUCUUGUUGGUACCCCAAAAUAUCGACAUUUUGCUCCUCAAGGGAAUCCGCUUUCAAGAUUUUCUCAGGUUCUUGUCGCGGCUGUUAGGAAUUGGACUGUUAAGACUCCACCAAACGGAGAGGAGCUUUAUGAAGUUUAUGGAAAGGAGUCGUCGACUAAUGGGGAAAGAAAAAUACUCCAUACGAACGGAUUCAAAUUCUUGGAUAAAGCAGCAGUUAUCACGUCGAAGGAAGAAAAUCUGAAUAAUGUGAAUGAUGAUGUUCAAGAUAUUGAUCCGUGGCGCCUUUGCACUGUGACACAAGUGGAAGAAGUAAAAUGCAUUCUAAGGCUUCUUCCAAUCUGGCUCUGUACCAUUCUAUACUCUGUCAUUUUUACUCAAAUGGCCUCGCUUUUCGUUGAACAAGGAGCUGUGAUGAAAACCACAGUCUCAACGUUUCACAUUCCUCCAGCAAGCAUGUCAAGCUUUGAUAUCCUUAGUGUGGCAACCUUCAUUUUUAUCUACAGGCGUGUUUUGGAUCCCCUUGUAGCACGUUUCAAGAAGUCCUCGGGCUCCAAAGGGUUAACGGAGCUGCAAAGAAUGGGAAUCGGGCUUAUUAUAGCAAUCAUGGCGAUGAUUGCAGCUGGAACAGUUGAGCUUUUCAGGUUACAAUACGCGAAGAACUCAGGAUCUUUAAGCAUUUUCUGGCAGAUUCCUCAAUACGUACUCAUUGGAGCAUCCGAAGUGUUCAUGUAUGUCGGACAACUGGAGUUUUUCAAUGAUCAAACACCAGAUGGUCUGAAGAGCUUCGGAAGUGCACUUUGUAUGACAUCAAUUUCACUAGGAAACUACGUGAGUUCUCUGCUAGUGACGAUAGUCAUGAGAUUUUCUAAAAAUGAGAAAAUGCCUGGAUGGAUUCCGGGGAAUCUGAACAAAGGGCAUUUGGAUCGAUUCUUCUUUCUGUUAGCCGCGUUGACAGCUGCUGAUUUCAUUGUGUAUCUCAUUUGUGCUAAAUGGUACAAGUAUAUCAAGGUUGAAGGAAGGAAUGGAGGAACUAACAGAGGCGAAGACAAUGAUUUACGAGUAUAAUUCUAUCCAACCUCCUGAUACAAAAAAUAAGAUGGGAUCUGAAAAGAAAUUCGAAGGUUGCUGUGAAACUAGAGAAAUCCAAUUUGUACUUUCUCAAGUUGAGCAAUUUAAAGAAGACAGCAAGAUGCCUGCAAAAGGUGGAGAAGAACUUACUCUCAACUCUCAAGUACAGAAUUCAAAGACACUGGUUUACUUGUUUUAGAUAACAUUACUUAUCACAUUGUUCAUUGUUCUGUAAUUGUAAUUGUAAACUUUAUCAUUUAAGGCGUGGUACCGCAGAUUCCAAACAUAUAAAAAAGAGCGAGUGACCCUUUACAAAUUAAAGAAA
This is a messenger RNA of Daucus carota subsp. sativus, 2249 nucleotides long. Its product is annotated as protein NRT1/ PTR FAMILY 7.3. The coding region runs from base 113 to 1921 and encodes 602 amino acids. Gene Ontology annotation, biological process: transmembrane transport. NCBI's taxonomy places the organism in Eukaryota, Viridiplantae, Streptophyta, Magnoliopsida, Apiales, Apiaceae. The record is from RefSeq and is a predicted model, not a curated record. Gene Ontology annotation, molecular function: transmembrane transporter activity. The transcript has 5 exons. Gene Ontology annotation, cellular component: membrane.